CAGUGGGAGUAUCUUAUAUCUCGGACCGGCUCAUCAAUGCUUCAUCUACAAUUGUUCAGUACCACGCGUAACGCAAGUGUGUCAACGUGUCUGUCUGGUUAUCUGCCACUUCUUCGUUUUACAAUCUUCAUUUGUCGUACGAGUAGAUCGAGUAAUUCGUUUUAAUAGUGAAUGGAUAUAAACUAGUGGCUAUAUAAGACAACAAAAGAGACCAUCCUUGUUUCGAACUUCUGCGACAGUGAAGAUUGCCAGGUGUAUAUGGAUUAAUGGGAUUGAAUUGAUUGGCUAUUUGGUGAAUUUCACUGAAACAAGCUCGUUUUGCAGUAGAUGAAAAGAAAUGUAUUAAUAAAAAUCAGAGAGAUGAUGCUGAAUGUGAAUUAUAGCAGGCGUUCGGGCACAUUGCCAGUCAAAGGGUUGCUAUGGAUCAGUCUAUUAAUGUUGGCGAUCACAUGGAGUCAGGCGAAAGACAACAAUUGCUGUUCGGAUGGUCUCAUAUCGUUAGAUACGCAGAAUUGUUCUGAUGGCAAGACGAUUAAUCUCGUGUGCCCAUUUGGUUGGUACAUAGUCGAUCCUGACAUGCGCACGUUCGAUAACUUCACUAUAAUCGAGGAAUAUGGGAAACUGUGGCUGCAGUUUGUAGACACGACAUCCACAAAAAUAGAAGCAGAGAGAUUCUGCGUGGCAAAAAAUCAGCACACUGGUGUCAAAAUUGCUUUGGUAUGCAUAGAUAUUGAAUACGACGGUAUUCAAUGGAGAAACACAUUGUUCUGCACCCUGAGUAUCAUAUCGGCCAUAUUUUUGAUCAUCACCUUGGCAGUUUAUGUUUUGCUACCAGAAUUAAGAGAGAUUCAAGAUAAAGCAAUGAUGGCUGUAGUCACGUCAUUAACAGUUAGCUAUAUCAUCCUUUCUAUUCAGAUGUUGAGGCAGUCGCACGGUGAUGAUUAUCAUAUAUGUGUCUCUCUAGGAUUCAUUCUAUAUUUCGGUUUUAUGGCUGUUUUCUUCUGGUUAAACAUCGUCUCAUUCAAUAUAUGGAGAAUAGUUUGGUUUAAAGAUUUCAUGAUCGGAGAUAAAAUGCUUUUUACUAUUUAUUCUAUUAUCGGCUGGAGUGGACCAUUAUGCUUAUUAAUUGCAAUUUUGAUUACUCAUCACGUAGAAGGAAACCAUCUGAAACCCGGUUUUGGAGAAAGCAGCUGUUGGUUCAACGGACAUGAACAAACGUGGGCGUAUUUUUAUGGACCAAUUAGUAUUUUAUUAACGUUAAACGUUAUCUAUCUCGGCUUAACUGGCUGGCGAUUGUGGCAUCAAUAUCGUGACUACAGCGGAAGCAAAUUACGAGUACUUCGUUUUAAAUGCCUGCUUUACGUCAAACUGAUACUUUUCAUGGGCGUAACAUGGAUUUUUGAAGUGCUUUCGUAUGCUGAUCAUAGUAAACAAGAUUUCUGGAUACCGAUGGAUAUACUGAAUGCGUUACAAGGCUUUAUAAUAUUCCUCUUGUUGGUUGGGACGCGAAAACGAGUGAGAAAGUUGUUGGCCAAGAAGAGACCUUGUGGGAUUGGCUUCCCAAAAUCUUGGGCAGCUUACGAGGAUGAAGAGUGCGAGGAAGUACUACCUGAAGAAGUCGAAUUAUCGCAACAUGAUUAGUGUUUAUAAAAAUAACUUUCUUUCUUUUUCGUCGCUAAUAACGUAACGUAAUAAGACGUGUAGUUUCUUUUUAUACCAAUAUAAUCGACUAGUCGAAGAUAAUCAUGAGUAAUGACAAUGAGACAAAGAAUUACUUCUAUUUAAGUAACAUGGUCGUAUAAAGAUCGUAUAGAAUUUAAUACUCUUUUAAUGAAUCGUCGUAAAAUACGUUUUUUAAGAAUCUCUACAAACAUUGCCCAGCAACAAGUAUCGCGUUAAUUAUCGUGUCAUUUACUAUCAUACGAUUUUUGCCAAUCUGUAGAUUAGCUAAAGAACAAGAAGGUUCACAACUCAUCAUGGCAAUUUCGUGUAAUCUAGUAAUUUUAUUAUUUUCUUCGUAGGCGUUCGUAUCAAACUUUCUCAUUCUAAUCGACUGACGCGACACUUCCGAGACGACGAUUCACCUUACAUCAUCAUGCACUUCUGACGUCUUUGAGUCAUUAAAAACGUGUUAGUCGACAGAUAUCGCAAACGUUAAAACCACGAACGCUGGAGCACACGGAAUAAGAGCGUAAACAUUCGAAGUUGCCAGAAUACUUUUUAUUACCAUAACGAACAAAAUGAAAGAGUUCUAUCUUAAAAUAAAUAUAAGAGACAGAAAAAUGAAUUAUGUGAACAACGUCAAUUAAGUAUGAUAAUAAAAUUAAGCGUCAUUUUUAAUGUAAGCAUUAUAUCCAUUGGCAUAAAAAAUCCAGCUAAUUUUAAUACUAAUUCACGUAAGUUUUAUAUCUUUUACUUUGUAGAAAUUAUAUUUAUAUUAUGUAGAAAUAGAUAGGCAGAAUUUUCUACAAAUUAAAAAAUUGUUUAAUUAAAAAAUUCAAAAUAAUCUACGGUGUGUAAAAAGAGGUAGAGUAAAAACUAAAUUAUCGUUGAUACGCUGCAUUGAACAAUCGUAUUUCUCGUUGCGUGAAGCUAUUACGAUGAUUAAACAAAGCAAUAUGCGCGAGUAACCAAUUAAUUUGUUGCACGAAGACAUGAUAAACGAGAAUAGUGCAAAACAACAAUGACGUGUGUGGUGGUUACCCACAUAUUACUAUGAGUAACGCUAGUAUCGACAUUGCAAAGAUGAGGAUUUGCAUUGUCGUGAUACACGCACGAAUGCAACGUGACGUUUUCCAUGGUGACGGAACAUGUUACUGAUCAAUAUUUUAGCAACGCAAAGGUUGCUGCUACAGCGAGAAAUGCGAAACCUUUAAUACCUUAGCAGUGACUCGUGUGCAAGACGAUUCUUCGGACUUCAAGUUCGAAUUACCGGCAAUUUCAGAAUAUUUUUAUUCUUUAAUUUAUAUAGAAUAAUAUAGCAUAACAGACAGUGAAUUAUUUGUAAGAUGAUUUAGAUCUUAAUUUGUACACGCAUAAGAUAAUUUUCCGUCGAAAGAUGGUUAUUUAUGUAGAGAUUGAUUGGCUAUCCGUAACAUUUGUAGCGUAGUCUAUCUUGAACAUUUUUUUUGCUCGUUAUUCAUAAAAUAUCUACGUUUGUAUAUUAUACAAAUGCGAUAAGUUGCUCUGUAAAAAUAAACGUGCAAAUAAUAAAAUAAGUAUGUCGUUAGCAUAAA
Molecule: messenger RNA, 3236 nt
Organism: Bombus pyrosoma
Lineage: Eukaryota; Metazoa; Arthropoda; Insecta; Hymenoptera; Apidae
Product: probable G-protein coupled receptor Mth-like 1
Exons: 8
Coding region: 328-1641 (437 amino acids)
Biological process (GO): G protein-coupled receptor signaling pathway; cell surface receptor signaling pathway
Cellular component (GO): membrane
Molecular function (GO): G protein-coupled receptor activity
Source: RefSeq, a predicted model, not a curated record